This is a messenger RNA of Suillus clintonianus, 1617 nucleotides long. RefSeq lists its product as uncharacterized. The record is from RefSeq and is a predicted model, not a curated record. The transcript is spliced from 22 exons. Lineage: Eukaryota; Fungi; Basidiomycota; Agaricomycetes; Boletales; Suillaceae. The coding region runs from base 1 to 1617 and encodes 538 amino acids.
AUGACUUUCUUAUAUCUUAGUGUGCGCUAUGCUGCAAUGCCAUAUAUUGUGAUCUUCAUGCUGAUAACUCUUCCAACAAUUUCAGUGGCAGAUGCAGUGAGGGUAAGUGAUAUUCUCAACCAGUUUGCUUACUAUAAUGACUGCAACAGAUGGCUUUCAGGCAAUAUUCUUUUCCUUGCACUAAAUUGGCUCAAUGUGGUCGUCACCGCCUUGUUGGGAGUCAUCAUGAUCGCUCGGUUACAUGCUAUGUAUCAGCAAUCCAGAAAUAUACUUGUCUUUCUUGUUGUGAUGUUCCUGGGUAUCACGAUCGCCUGCGUUGGGAUUACUGCAACAGCAACGAGCCAUAUCAUAGGGGAGGAGUUCAUUCUCUCCGGCACCUGUCAAUGCAAUUAUAACUAUGAGGGAGACGCCCAACUCCUCAAUUCCAUGACUUGGAUACUUUGCACUCUAUGGGAGGUCCUCUCACUGUGUCUUGCAGUCUGGAUUGCUGUAAAACGCUUUCGUGAACUGCGACGACGACCACGCGGGGAAUGGACUUUCGGCGACUGUUUGAUGGUGGUAAUAAAAACCCACGUGGUUUACUUUGCAAGCUUUGCUGUUGGUUCUUGCUUCGCCCUUGGUUUUUUGUCCCCAACGCUCACGCUAUUUUUUGUCUCCUGUGCUGCAGUGAUAUACGAUUGGGCACUCGCAUUCGGACAAGAGUUUGAACUAGUCUGGGUGAGCAGAGUUCCAUAUUUGAAUAACAACAUCCAACCCAAGCCCGGGGCAGCGGAAACGCUGGACCCUCGCAACUCUUCUAUAUCUCGGUGUGCGCUACCUUGGAAUAUCGUACACCGUCAUUUUCAUGCUGCAAAGUCUUCCAACAGUCUCGGUGACAGAUUUAGGGUGAGUAAGAUUUCCGACUUGUUGGUUCAAUAUAAUGAUAUCGAUAGCUGCAACAUCAUGUACUCUGCACUAACCUGGAUGACUGUGGUUGUGAACGCAAUGCUGGGAGUCGUCAUCAUAACUCGGUUGCAUGUAAUGUAUCAGCAAUCCAGAAAGAUGCUUGUCUUUCUCGUUUCAAUCUUCCUGGCUGUCACGAUUGCCUGCGGAGUGAUUGCCGUAAUAGGAAGCAAAAAUACUUUAGGCGAACAGCUCAUCCUUUCUGGCACUUACCAGUGCACUUAUGACUAUGAGGGAGACACCGGACUUCUGGAUUCUAUGGCUUGGCUGCUCUACACCGUAUGGGAGGUCCUCGCGCUGUGUCUUGCGGUCUGGAUUGUUAUUAAACAUUUUCGUGCCCUGCGUCGCCCAUUGGCUGGAUGGUCCAUAGGGGACUGUUUCACGGUGUUGAUAAAAGCUCACGUGGUUUACUUCGCCAGCUUUGUUGCUGUUUCCUGCUUCCAACUCGGUUUUCUCUCACCAGGGAUCCUGGACUCAUCUUCAGUAGGAGCUGAUGUCUAUGCUGGACUACUUGAAUUUGCGUCGAUCGCACAAAUGUUUGUGCUGGGACCACGCCUCAUCCUCAGCAUUCGAGAGUAUGAUGCUAAGCUCGUAGCCGACUCCGAUACGGGAAUCGACAUGCCUCCAAUGGUUUUCCAGGAGGGCAGUGAUGUGUCAAGUGGGGACGAUGUGUAG